AUGCAUUUCAUAAAACAGGAUGCUGACAUCCCCUCCUGCUCAUUUCCUGUUUAUCAAGGAUAUGUUCUUGUACCAGACAAAGAGCAUCUGUAUGGGUUAAAACCACGCAUCUCACCCUAUAAGGUGUUUAUAAUGGGAACUAGCUCUGGAAAAGUGUUACCUGAGCCCUCCAAAAAUGGAUAUUUUUGCCUUAUCAACUCUGUUGUGAACUUCAAGAAACAAGAGACUGACAAGGAAAACUGUAAAGAGAAACAACAGGCUUGGCUUUGGAGGAGGAGAAGUGACAGAAGGGCUUCCCGGAGAGGAAUAUCAGAAGAAGUCAAAGAAUCGGUUCAUCUGGAGGAGCGGAUGACGAAUCCUAAUGCAAAGUUUCGUGCAAAGUUUGAUCCACGCGUCACAGCGAGGUAUGACAUCAAGGCUCUGAUCGGCAGCGGUAGCUUCAGCCGCGUGGUACGUGCUGAGCACAGACGCACACGCCAACCCUUCGCCAUUAAACUUCUGGAGGUCAAAGGUCGUGAGGGUCACGAGGCCUGUCAGGCAGAGCUCGGGGUCCUGCGACGGGUGAACCACUGCAAUGUCAUCCGCCUGGCCGAGGUGUUUGAGACGCAGUAUCGUGUCUAUCUGGUUCUGGAGCUGGCCACGGGAGGAGAGCUCCUGGAGCGCGUGGUCGCCCGAGGAACCUUCAGAGAACGGGACGCCACCAAGGCCUUGAUGAUGGUGUCCAGCGGGCUGCGCUAUCUACACACACUGGGCGUCAUCCACAGGGACCUCAAACCCGAAAACCUGCUGUACUACCAUCCGGGACAGGACUCGCGACUGAUCAUAACAGACUUUGGACUCGCUUGCUGGGAGAACAAGACGACGGUUUCAUUUCAGAGCAGAGGAGAUACAGCUGUUAUGACUCAGGAUGCAGAUUUCGACUCUGUAGAUGUUGAGAAGAGCUGUCAGGCUAAAGACUGGGCUGUGAGGACGCUCUGCGGCACGCCGGAGUACCUGGCCCCUGAGAUGCUGGCGCGCAGACCCUGCAGCAGCGCGGUGGAUAUGUGGGCGCUGGGAGUCAUCACUUAUAUCCUGCUGAGCGGCUCGCUGCCCUUCGACCAGAGCAGCCGACCGCGACUCUUCAGGGCCAUUCUCAGGGGCAGCUACAGUUUCCAUGGAGAUCCAUGGAAAUCAGUAUCUACAUUGGCCAAAAGCUUCAUCGAUCGUCUCCUGACCCUUGAGCCCGAGCACCGGAUGACUGCUGAGGAAACUCUCAAGCAUCCUUGGCUGGUCAGCAUGGCAGCCUGUUCCUCCAACAAGAACCUACACCGCUCCAUUUCCCGAAACCUCCAGCGGCGGGCGUCACGGGCCUCCUCUCGAUGCCCCAGCUCGGGCUCUACUCCUGGGUCUCGGAUAUCAAUGAGGUCUGGGUCACGGCUGGGUUCUGGGCCACGGUUAGGGCUCAGUGACUUGUCACAGUGCCAGAAGAUCGCUGCUUAGCAAGUUGAAGGUUUGGCUGGUUUGCAUGGAUCCAUUAUUUUAUCCAACAGCGCUAUCACUCAUCUGUGCUAUCAACAACCUGGUUGAUUCUAAAGAUCAGAGAGGAAUGAUCACUGAAAGGAAU
Molecule: messenger RNA, 1603 nt
Organism: Carassius auratus (goldfish)
Lineage: Eukaryota; Metazoa; Chordata; Actinopteri; Cypriniformes; Cyprinidae
Product: serine/threonine-protein kinase H1-like
Exons: 4
Coding region: 1-1479 (492 amino acids)
Biological process (GO): protein phosphorylation
Molecular function (GO): protein kinase activity; ATP binding
Source: RefSeq, a predicted model, not a curated record